CGCAUCAUGUACAACAUUCCUAAAAAAACGAUACAUUCAGCGUUGAUAUAAUCAUACUAGCUGAAGUUGUAGUGACUUUGAACAGUGGGAUUGUGGUUCGAAAGUAAAAAGUGUUUUCGUCAAGCGAAAUUCGUGUUAAAAUUCAUAGAGAUGAGGGAUAUCAAGAUACCAUUGCUGUUUUUGAAUAUAUUAUUGUGCCUAACUCUCGGUUUACCAGGCAAUGAUGCGAGCACUUGCGGUUGCGGAUGCCGAUCCCCAUGUAAAGUUAACACUGAAAGAGCCUGUGAAACACUCACUUUGAAUUUAAAAUGCGGCCCAGGCGAAUCGAUUAUCGUUGCGAAAGCAAAUUAUGGUCGUAUAUCGGACAGAAUUUGCACUAUUAACCCGUCGGGCGAAUCUGCUCCGAUUGGCGAUCAAAAUUGCAUCAAUCAAAACAGCUUAGCUAUUGUUAACGAGUAUUGUGCGAAUAAAAAUUCGUGCGCUAUACCAGCAACAAAUGGUGUAUUUGGAGAUCUAUGCUAUGGCACUUACAAGUACCUGGAAGUUGGUUACGUAUGUGUACAAAAUUAAGGAAUUCAAUAAAUUCUUGAACUCUAA
This is a messenger RNA of Bradysia coprophila, 597 nucleotides long. Its product is annotated as L-rhamnose-binding lectin ELEL-1-like. NCBI's taxonomy places the organism in Eukaryota, Metazoa, Arthropoda, Insecta, Diptera, Sciaridae. The record is from RefSeq and is a predicted model, not a curated record.